Molecule: messenger RNA, 3412 nt
Organism: Amoebophrya sp. A120
Lineage: Eukaryota; Dinophyceae; Syndiniales; Amoebophryaceae
Source: the annotation of a GenBank genome assembly
AAGAUUACAGGGACGAAAAAGAACAGGAGUAGGUCGUGCUGGGGCGAUCUAAGACUUAGAGACGAACUGACUACAACAAAAAUCAUCACUGUUUUUGCACAGUUUCCAGGAACAAGAUUUGUACUAGACUACUAGACAGCACGUUAUCAACAUCGCUUUAGAAUAUUUACAGACUACAGCACGACAGAGAACUAGAAGACGACGAAAAAACACGGAAGAUGUUGCGUUCACUCCUCUCCUCGUGUAGUGUUUUUCUCUGGUCACACCCGGGGCACCAAUCCGUCCUCGCCAGCGUGUCGCCCCGCCUUCGCCGCGGCUUGAGCCGCGAAGUCGGGAGAGAACGGAGUCGGAGUCCUGCCGACGUCCUCGAGACCUCCCGCACUUCUUCCUCGACUGCUGACGCUGCUGGGUCCGCCGGUCCCGCGCUCGUCAUUUGGACCAUCGGAGGCGCUGCGUUCGGGGACCGGAUUCCCUAUGCACACUGGAAAGACAGGACUGUUGCGGACCUCAUCAACAAAGUAGAAAGGGGAGAGUGGGAGCCUUCCUCUGGUGCGGCUUACCAGCAGGACGAGUUUUUUGGUAGCAGUUUUGGAAGCAGUAGGACGCAGCUCGUCACGGCUGGUUUGCCCGCGGUGCAACUUGAUGCCGGCACCAACGGCCAGCAGAAAUUGGCAGACCAACUGCGCGCGCAUCUAAUGCCAGCACCGCUCGUUUCCGUUUAUUCGUCUCCUACUUCAACUUCGCCUGCGGCCCAACAAGACACCAGGGACAUACACCUGACGCUUAUCACUGCGACUCGGCAGAAGCCGUAUUUUGCCAUGCUUCUCAGAAAAGCCUUCAGCAUCGCCGAGGAGGUGCAGAUGCAGCCGAAUCGGCAGUCGCUUAUUGACACGCUGGAGACUGAUAUGAAAGGGCAUAUGAUGAACUUUUGGCGCCCGCCACACGUAGAAGAACUGCAAGGAGGUCGAGGCCAACAAGUGCCCGACGAGAAGAGGGCGCCCAGUGUGAAGGAGCAAUUCUUGGCCUUCAUCACGAGCGUCACAGGCGGAUCGAGGUCGCCCGAAUUGACCGCCUUCCUUGACCGGCAUGGAAACGAACUCGCGUGGCUUCUGGCUCAGAUGGACACAGCGCUGCGGACGAUGCGUAUGCCGGCACGGCCUGGCGAUGUCCUAGUGGAAGAUGAGUAUGCUUUCAAGAGGAGUAUGGCUCAAGCGAGCGUAAUGACCCCGGUGAGCCUCGCCCCUUUAGGAACAUACGAAGUCGGUCAAAAGUAGAACAAAAGCAAUGACGUCGUCCCCCUCACUGACAGCGCCGCCGCAGCACGGGCCAACGCAUAGCCCCGACGUGGAGUUAGAUAGAAGGCUCCGGAUAGAGUAGUAAAUAGAAAGCAACAGUAAGACUAGCGGCUGGAGACACAAGCUCGGUGAUACGCGAGGCGUGCCCGCCAACUCCGGACCCGCAGGGAUACGCCCCUCCCCGCGGGAUAUCGUGGAAAAGAGGCAUAGAUCCCAAACAGCAGACUAGCCGCGGUGUGCCAUGAGGGCCGGCGCGGAUGGGGACCGGAAGGGGGGAGUCGUGCACCAGGCACCGAAAAGGCAUGCUUGCCCGCCGCAACAGGAGUCGGCAUGAUGUCAUGCGUGAGCGGAGGCGCCAACUGCGCUAGGCAGUGGAAGGGCGGAUAGAUACAAAUACUCACUUAGAUUGCACAGGUAGAACUUUGAAAAAGAGACUUCUCAGGCUUGAGAAAUUGCAUAGUGCAUUGAUCCCCUCCGAUGGCCACGGCCUGGCGAUGUCCUAGUGGAAGAUGAGUAUGCUUUCAAGAGGAGUAUGGAAGACGCGCGCCUGACGUAUGCGUAUCGCGACAAACGUCCUUGUCGGCCUGGUGCUCGUCAUCUUCAAUAUGUAUCCUUGUACCACACCACAAUGUUGGAUGGUGAACCAAUCAGAAUCUGGAUCCACCUGGUUCGGAAAGGAGCCUCCGAAGCUGUACAGGUAGACGCCGAGACCGAGGACAGCCUACCGGUAGCUGUACCGGAGAGUAUUGCCGCAAUUCAGCCUGGUACCGGAGCGCAUCUCUUUACUCAGCUUUUCGAAUCGGAGGUGAAUUUGGGCGAAGAUGCUCUAGGAGUGCCACUGAUUAUGAGGAUUGUCGGCCAAAUCCACGGCGCAACUUUCGCAAAUCUCCCUUCUCUGAGCUUCGCUAUUGAUUUUUUCACCCGUCCACCUCCUGCUCCGAGGGCGGAAUGAGGAGCAAGAGUUCCUCGGCCCUCGCUGGAGUCUAUCCAGCUUGACAUAGGGAAAUCGAGCCGAGGAUGCAGAUAAUUAGCCGACGAGUAAGGGAUGAGUAAACCCCUUAAAAAAGGCUCUUUUACAGAGCGAGUCCCCGACGGACAAGCGGUUACUCUGUUGCGAAGGAUUCGAAAGCGACUCACAGAUAGAGACAAGUACUCAAGAGAACCAUGAGCCAUGCGGUGUGAAUCGCCCAUGAAAUGAAAUGCACAUAAAUUUUGUCGACGUUUUAUAUCAAAUCUAAAAAAUGUAUGAUGAUCAGAGGAACAGUAUUAAUCCGAAAAAAAAAACGCAAUAUUAAUAAAGUACUUGAACUCAGAAAACUACUAGAAGGCACUAGGUAGCACGUCGUGUAUGAUUUAACUCGAACCGCAUAUCGGGGGGAUAAGCUAGAAGCAAGCGCUCUACUUCACGCAAGCACUUUAUGUUUAUUUCUUAUCGAAAUAUACAGUUGUGACCUACUCAAACCUCAAUUCUGAUUUUACUAUAAAUAUACGGCGACGGACUGGAGUAUGGAAGCAUGGUACCAAGGGCGACUAUGGUUCUCUGAAGACGGUGGCUUCAGUAUGUACAGAAGAAGUCCAAUGAUGAAAGGAACUGAGCUCGGUUAUUUGUAUUUCGAAAAUUUUGCUCCACUACGACUACUAUUGAAAAUCGUUUACACAAAGUUUGUGUUACAAACCACUAUCAGAAUAAUAUUGUACUGAUGUAGUCGUGCAAAAUUUGAAAUAUUAGAUCGUGCUGGAGAUAGUGGCGCAAAGCGAGAUGCUUUUGUUUUGGGAUUACUUCCUAUGGGAAAAGACAUGAUAAAGAAAUCAACUUGCGGCACUUUGUUGCAGUAAGGCGCUCAACGCAUACAGAUUUUGCGCGUUUUGGAUUUGUAGUAAUGCAACAGGACCCAUGAUCUUGUAGCAUCGAUGUGGUAAGACCUUGCGCUUACAGAUACUUUUCACGGUAAGCAAGAAGAGUAUAAUUUUGUUAUAUUUUUCGACCCGUAAGUUUACUUACUAAGUAAACAGCUCUCGAAAGUAUAAUUGCAAGAAUCUGGACCAAAAAUCGCACGGCAAACUGGAAACUGUUAGACAGAUUUGAAGAAGAAGGAAAAAACGUGAUUUGGAAAAAG